AUGGGAAUUAAAACUCUCAAACACGGUAACUUCAAAAGAGCGCGAGAUUACUUCCAGUUAGCAUUGAAUGAAGCCAAACAAAGCGGAAACAAAGAAUUUACAGGAACUGUAUAUAACAUCCUUGGCGGCACCUAUCACUCUCUCGGUGAUUUGAGGAAAGCAAUCGAGUUUUAUCAGCUGAGUCUACCUAUCGCAAUAGAGACUGGAAACAAAGAUUUGAAGGGCACAGUAUAUUACAACCUUGGCAAUGCCUAUGAUCGUCUCAGUGAGUUCAGGAAAGCAGUCGAGUUUUAUCAGUUAAGUCUACCUAUCGUAAUAGAGACUGGAAACAAAGAUAUAAAGGGCAAAAUAUAUAACAACCUUAGCUUUGCCUAUGACUCUCUCGGGGAGUUUAGGAGAGCAAUCGAGUUUUAUCAGUUAAGUCUACCUAUCACAACAGAGACUGGAAACAAAGAUUUGAAGGGCACAGUAUAUUUCAACCUUGGCGGUGCCUAUCGCCGUCUCAGUGAGUUCAGGAAAGCAAUAGAGUUUUAUCAGCUAAGUCUACCUAUCGCAAUAGAGACUGGAAACAAAGAUCUGAAGGGCAGAGUGUAUUGCAACCUUGGCUGUGCCUAUGCGUCUCUCGGUGAGUUUAGGAGAGCAAUCGAGUUUUAUCAGCUAAGUUUACCUAUCGCAAUAGAGACUGGAGACAAAGGUUUGAAGGGCACAGUAUAUAACAACCUUGGCGGUGCCUAUCGCCGUCUCAGUGAGUUCAGGAAAGCAAUCGAGUUUUGUCAGCUAAGUCUACCUAUCGCAAUAGAGACUGGAAACAAAGAUCUGAAGGGCAACGUGUAUAGCAACCUUGGUUGUGCCUAUGAGUCUCUCGGUGAGUUUAGGAGAGCAAUCGAGUUUUAUCAGCUAAGUUUACCUAUCGCAAUAGAGACUGGAGACAAAGGUUUGAAGGGCACAGUAUAUUACAACCUUGGCGGUGCCUAUCGCCGUCUCAGUGAGUUCAGGAAAGCAAUAGAGUUUUAUCAGCUAAGUCUACCUAUCGCAAUAGAGACUGGAAACAAAGAUCUGAAGGGCAACGUGUAUAACAACCUUGGUUGUGCCUAUGAGUCUCUCGGUGAGUUCAGGAGAGCAAUCGAGUUUCAUCAGCUAACUCUACCUAUCGCAAUAGAGACUGGAAAGAAAGGUUUGAAGGGCACAGUAUAUAACAACCUUGGCGGUGCCUAUAACUCUCUCGGUGAGUUCAGGAAAGCAAUCGAGUUUUAUCAGCUGAGUCUACCUAUCGCGGUAGAGACUGGAGACAAGGAUUUGAAGGGAACAGUAUAUAACAGCCUUGGCAAGGUCUAUCUCUCUCUCGGUGAUUCCAUGAAAGCAAUCGAGUCUUUUCAGCGGAGUCUAUCUAUCGCAAUAGAGACUGGAAUCAAAGAUUUGAAGGGAAAAGUAUAUAACAACCUUGGCGUGGCCUAUGGCUCUCUCGGUGAUUUCAGGAAAGCAGACGAGUUUUAUUACCUGAGUUUACCUAUUGCAGUAGAGACUGGAAACAAAAAUUUGAAGAUCGAAGUAUAUAACAACCUCGGCGUCGUCCGUGGUUCUCUCGGUGAUUUCAGGAAAGCAAUCGACUUUUUUCAGCUGAGUCUACAUAUAGCAAUAGAGACUGGAAACAGAAAUUUUGAAGGAAGUGUAUAUACCAACCUUGGCCACGCCUAUGAAUCUCUCAGUGAUGUGAGGAGAGCAAUCGAGUUUUUUCAGACGGGUCUAAAUAUCUUAACAGAGACUGGAAACAAAGUUUCUGCAGCAGCCUGUUAUUACAACCUCGCUCGGCUUUUAUUUCGUGAUGGCGACUUUUUUAAAGCCGAGGAGUCUUGUAAAUCCUCAAUAAAACUUUUUGAGGAAAUUAGGGCCCUUCUUCAAGGGAAAGACGUGUGGAAAAUCAUGUUUCGGGAUACAUAUAAUAAACCUUUUACUUUAUUACGGCAAGUUCAAUUACAACAAGGCAAGAUCCUAGAGGCGCUUUUCACAGCUGAAGGGGGACGAGCACAAGCUCUCAUGGAUCUCAUGAAAUCAAAAUAUAACGUCAGAAAAUCAAUUUUGUCGCCGUCUGAACAGGACAUGGAGCUGAAAAUGUCCAUUUCAAGCCUUAUUUCGUCACCUACGCUUUUUCUAGCAGAAGACGAGACAUUUUUGAGUUUCUGGCUACUUCUAAAUGGAAAGCGGUGCCAGAUGAUGCUAAAGAAAAUAAAUGGUAACCUGACAUCAUUGAUUUACCAAACAUACGAAAAGAUUGGUGUAAGAACUGGUGUGAGGUGCAAGCCUUUGACAUCAGAGCAAGACGACGAGAGUGCUGCUUUGAAAACAUUGUAUGACCUGGUUAUCGCUCCAAUUUCACACCUGAUAAAAAGUGAUGAACUCAUUAUUGUCCCUGACCGUUUGUCAUUCUUGAUUCCUUACGCUGCCCUUGUGGGCCAACAUUCCAGGUACUUGUCUGAAACGCUGAGAAUUCGACUAGCUCCAUCAUUAACAAGCUUGCGGCUACUGAAAGAGUGUCCGGAAGGCUACCAUAGUGCAUCUGGAGCACUGCUUGUUGGCAAUCCGUGGGUGGAAACUGUGCGCAGUAAAGACAACAAACCGUUCCCGCAGCUCCCGGGUGCUGAGCAAGAAGCAAAAAUGAUUGGACAGAUUAUUAAUAUCAAGCCUCUCACCGGCAAGGAUGCUACAAAAGAUCAAGUUUUAAGAAGGCUUAACUCAGUUUCUUUAGUGCACCUUGCAGCUCAUGGUUGUAAAGAAAAUGGAGAAGUUAUUUUGUCUCCUAAUCUUGCUGAUGCUGUAAGACCGAAAGAGGAAGACUUCCUUUUGACGAUGACAGAUGUAUUGAAUGUACAAUUGCGAGCCAAGCUUGUUGUCUUAAGCUGCUGUUACAGUGGACGAGGGGAGAUAAAGGCCGAAGGCGUGGUUGGAAUUGCACGUGCCUUUUUAGGAGCCGGUGCACGUUCUGUUAUUGCGUCACUGUGGGCGCUUAGCGACGAAGCCACUCUGGAGUUUAUGAAGCACUUUUACGAACAUUUGGUAGCAGGGGAAAGUGCAAGUAAGUCUCUUCAUCAUGCCAUGAAAUGGAUGCGCCAGUCUGAAGAGUUCAAUGCCGUGAAGUAUUGGGCGCCAUUCGUGCUGAUUGGCGAUGACGUGACAUUGAAUUUCGAGUCAAUGAAAGGUGAGGCCCUCCCUUUAAACUUCGGUAGAACAUUGAUCACGUGUCAAGGUAUGCGGAACAAAAAUUUUAACCUUUGUCUUUUAGAU
This is a messenger RNA of Porites lobata, 3279 nucleotides long. Lineage: Eukaryota; Metazoa; Cnidaria; Anthozoa; Scleractinia; Poritidae. The record is from the annotation of a GenBank genome assembly.